AUGGCGAAAUUUUUACGGCUCUCCAUUGUCUUCCUUCUAUGGCUCUCAGUUUUCGUUUCAGAGACUGCUAUGGUGAAAAUUCAUCGCGCUGUACCGCGAAAUGCCAAGCAAACACGCGCAGAUUCAGACUUGAGUUGGUUUGGUUUUGAACCCUGUAAAUUUCUGCCUGACUUGUCGAAGAUGUUCGUGAAGAAAGAAGCGUGGUUAUACUCGAUUCCGGCCACAAUUCUCGUUGGAAUGUGCGGUAUAUUUCCUCUUCUUGUGUUUCCUGUGGAAGCUGGACAGGCUUUGCGAGAAGGCGGUGAGUUGUUAGUUAAAUUAUAGUUUGGUUCUCUUUAUCUCUGGAUACCUUGGUGUUGUCGCUCUUUUAAAGUAUAUUCGAUACGGCUUAUGUUUCCGCAGUACUCAAGGCUCGAGGAAGCCUUUUGAAAUGUUACCACCAAAAGGCACAUCUUUAAAGAUUUUUCGAUUUGGUAUUCGAGAAAACAACGGUUAGCUUGCAAUGUAUUUAAGCAAAGAUUGUGAAUUAAACAGAGUGGCGAAACCGAUCCCUAUUGGGAAAUGGACAGCGUAUUGAAUUUAUUUAACCAGCUGUUUUUAAUCAAUAGAGCAUUGUACACAUAAUUUACGCCUCCUGUCCUCUGUGCAAAAGGUUUGUUUUUGAGAUUGGGUUUUGCAGCGAUAUAUUUUAAAUCGCGAUAUAUUUUAAAUCGCUAUAUAUUUUAAAUCGCCAUACAUAAAACGAACUUAACGUGAAGUAGUUCGACGAGUUAUUGUGGCGACUCACUUUUACGUACAGUAAUUUAUUCUGGUGAAGAAUUUCUUUCAGCGAAAAACACUCAAACGAAAUCUUCAUCAAUAUUUCUUUCCCAGGUGUUCAGCUUAUAUUUGCAUUUGUAUCUUUUAGCUUUUCGCUCUCUUCUUUGUGGAUAUUUCUCCGUUCUCACGUACACGUUAUUUCACCCCGGCAGAAGUAAUGGAAUCGAGUCGCCAAUUAAUUUUUUAAUUCAUAGUAUAUUUUUCGUUCCUGAAAAAGAACACUUCUGUAUCUUUUCUCUUAAAUGCAAUUUCCUUAUAGGGUAAAAAUAUUUGAGUUUUAGCAAUGUAAGAUGAAAACAACACGCUAGUUAACGUUUCCUCGAAAAAGGUUCGUGGUUUCACGAAGAAAUUUAAUCGCACCUAUAAUAUCCAAGCAGCAUGUAUAUCACGAAUAUUCUGAAUACACUGUUGCAGUGACACAAAUCUUUUUACAGUUGUUUAUCUUCAAAAUGUUUUAAGUAGAUAAUGUUCCUUAUUCACAAGCGUUUAUUAAAACGGGAUUCCUGUUUUUGUGACGAGAAACAAUUUGCAUGACUAAUAGAUUUUAAAUAACGUUGUAAUAACUCCUAGAUUUUGUCAUCCGACUCUGUCGAAAUUUCGUAAUUCGUUGUGGAAAAAUAUCUCAAAUUUCAUCUUGACGUAAUGUGCGAAAAUGUUAUAUUUAAACAGGUAUAUUACCAUCAUUUCCAAUAUUUACACUGUAAGAGGAUUUUCCUCCAGGAUAUUUGUCAGCUGGGCCGCCCUAAUAAUUUGUCAGUUUUCUUUAGUGCCAAUGGUUUCCUGAAAUGUAAACAAUUAACGAGAAAUAAUAAUUUUUUUUUUUGAAGUUUACACUCAGUUCAGAAUGAAAAUAACACAACCAAAUUUAGGGGCUUAAUCUGUGAUAAAAACUCAAAUACUGUAUCCUGCUUUGAAUCUCGUGACACAUUUUGUUUUAUUUUUCAGCAUUAGUGUGUAUGUAUCAAUUAUAUAAAUAUACUUUUUUAAUGUUUGACCUAAUCCAAACAGAAUUUUUUUAUCCAGUUAUGUCAUGAUUUUCAAAAUCUCUGCACGUUUCUGUUACAUAAUUUUGUGUAUAUUUUUUUAACACUUGACCUAAUCCAAACAGAUACUUUUUUUAUCCUCUUAUGUAAUGAUUUUCAAAAUGUCUACAGGAGGUCUCAAAAAUCUAAAACCUUUCUGUGGUUGGAUGUUCACUGUGAAGGCCAGGUCACCCUCGUGCGGUAUCCUCCUGAGUUACAUGUUGUCCCCAAGGGAGCCAUCUUGCCCUCAGGAUAGUUAUGUCACUAACAUUUUGAGAUUUAGACAUUUGACAAGGGGAAAGUAGGGUGAUGCCAGCUUUUUUACCCUUUAAACCUGAAGAGUGACUAGCAUCUUAUUUCUCCAUACAGCAACAGUUACGAAUCAUUCAUUCAGAUCAUGAGAAUGAUCCCCAACCUAAGAAGCUUUGAUUGCUAAACAAAUUCUCCUUCUCAGUGUCAUAGAUAAUGUAUAGUGACUAGUAGGGGGAAUAGAAAGCUACAGUAAGGUUAGGGUGUAAAGGUUUAUUAUUUGAUAAAUAUAUUCUGCUAAACAUUGGGGUGAUUCAGCCAAAUGCAAAUGAAAUUAAUUUUAAAACACAUUUUGUUAUUCUUACCUUCCAGUCACAGCGGAUCAUCUGAAGUUGCUUUUAAGUUUUGCAGUUGGUGGUUUAUUAGGAGAUGUUUUUCUUCAUCUGUUGCCAGAGGCUUGGGCUCAUGUUCAUGAAGGUAAGAUUCAUUUAUUGAUAAAAUGAUCACUAUUAAAACUUGAUGAUACCUCAGAAUUCUCCAGAGUUCUUUUCUGGGGGGCUUUCACUGCACUGUUGGUUAGCUCUGUUCUGUCUUUACCCAAUGGCUGGGGCAUUUUGUGAUCUUCUUGUGCAAGAAGCAUGAUAAAUACCUUCCUUUGUUUCCCCUCUUUACUGAAGAGCAUAAACCAAUCUUUCAGGGAAAUGCAAUUAAUUUUUGUCUGUGAAGUAGGGAGAAGCAGUUAUGAUUAACAUAUCUUGCCCAAGAACACAAGACAAUGACCUGCCUAUUGUAACUGUAUUUCUUAACCUGGCCUCGGGGUAAUGGUAUCUACUAGAUAAAUCUCUGUCUGGUGGAUGGCACAGUAAGUUUUGCAAUCUCUUGUCUCCUGGAAAGUGAUUUAUCUAUGGGAUUGCAUUAUCUACCCAUUAGAAAACUGGGUUCUGGAGUUGGGCAGAUUAACAAACAAGCCACUGGCAUCUAACACAUCCAUGUGAAGCACAUUUACCUACAUGUAUUGUACUUUAUAUUUUUUUUACUUUUUCUCAUAGGAGAUCCACAUACCAACCAUUUCUAUAUUGGCUUUUGGGUGCUGGCUGGAAUGUUUGGAUUUUUAACUUUAGAAAAAAUAUUUGCUGAAGAAAAUGAAGAUGAAAAAAGUCUCAAGGAGAAGGACAAAAGUGAAGGAAAGGUGAGUUAGGAUGUUUUUACUUGAAAUGAUUUAGUUUGGGAUUGACCUCAGCUUUUAACCCUUUAACUCCCAGAAGUGAUUAAAAUGAAACAUCUCCCUUUAAUAGCUGUACGUUAUCCAGCAAACAGGUAAUGAGAAUAUUCAAACUUAUCAGAUCGAAGCUGCUAUCUUCAUCCUGCACCAAAUCUCAUCACUAAUUUACAAGGAAAUGUGUAGCAGCCAGAGGGGAGAAUUAAGGAUUAGACCUUGGAAGUUUAGGGGUUAAGGAACGAAGAAUAAGCCUGUGAGCUAGCAAGCUGUACACUGGGCAGAUUUAAACAAUUUGUUAUCCUAACUUUUACAGUUUCCAGAAAGUCACAAAUUUGCAAGCUUUUUUGGGUUGUUGAAACUAGUAGGAGAGAAGCUGCAUGAUAACUUCACUUAACUGAGUUUAAUUUCAUAAGUGUACAUGUAUCUUCUAUUCUUAUUGCUUGUGCUCACAGACUACAUGUACCUGUCGGUGUUGGUGCAUGAACAACUGCUCUGAAAAUGUUGUGUGACAAUUGGAUCAUACAUGUGAGUCAGCUUUGCAGAUAUGAAGAAAUUGGAAAGUUUAGUGAGCACUGGGUUGCCCUUAGCUGUACUUCAAUCAACUUUUAUGGAUCUUUUGUGCUAUCAAAACUAUUGUUAGCUUUAUACCUAAUUUUUUUGUACAUGUAUCUUGAUGAUGUAGUAUAUUCACAAACUUUGGUUUAAGUCUGGUUGAUUCUUUUUCUAAGAAUGUCACAAAUGGUGCCAUUUCCAAUGGAUGUGCUCAUCAUGAAAACUCAGCUAAGAAGAAAGAUGUAUGCAAUGGAGAACUUCAUAAUGGGACAGUUUCAAAUGGAGACGUCAAAAAGUCAGACACACAUCUAAGGCAAAGAAAUAGAGAUACUUCAAGUGAAAGUAGCACACCAAAUGAAACAGUUCAAGAAACAGGUAGGAAGAAUAUGUGUUACGAGUGUCAAUGUAGAGCAGGGUUGUUCCUAGACAAAACUCAGGAUCGUCGGUAACAACAACAAACUGUUUUAUUUCCAUGCAGUUGACUUCUUGUCUUUACAGCACUAAGCUUCUUCGCAAUUCUCUCUCUCCAUUUAAUGAAACUGUCACUCUUAUAUACAUAAAGUACAAGGAUCUAGAAACUUCUCUAAAGAACUAAAUUUAGUAGAUUAACAUGGUUUCUAAAUUUGAAUAAUUAUGUAAGAAAUAGAAUGUUCCAGAAUGUUGUUUUUACCAGAAGGUCACGUCUAGAUGACUUUGGGUUCUAGACUGUUCUAUAGAAUGUUCUAGGACUUAACUUAGAAGAUUUUUUGUAACAAUAUGAAUUCUAUUGGUACCUUUCAACUCUUUCCAUCGUAUCAAACUUCAGAUACCUUUAACUUGUAGAAGUGACUGACAUGUUCCUGUAACUUCUCCCUAUAAUAUACAUACAUUUUCCAGCCAACAGGUAGUAAGAACACUCAAAUUUAACAGGUUGAAGUGUCCUCGUGUACCUGUAUGAAAUCAUUUUCCCAUUUCUAUCUCUCCAUUUAAUAUAAAUGACUUGUCAAGAAGUGGAAUAUCAAAUUAAAAUGUUCUUUAUCUGCUAUUUUUCCUCCUAAAAUAACAGCUCUUCAAGAAACACAAGACACAAAGGAAGAAAAUGUUAAAGUAAGCAUCAACUUUAUCCCUUUCAAUUCCAAAAACGAUCAGCAUCUUAUUUCACCCAACAGUAAUACAACUGAAACAUUAAUUGAGAUCACAGGAACAAAUGAAUUGAUUGUCAACUGAAGAAGCUUUGAUUGUUGAACAAAUUCUCCUUAACAUGACCAAAGGAAAUGUUUGGAGAUGGGUAUGGAGAAUAUUUAUUCAAAUGUUAGUGUGAAAAGGAUUUGUUUAUAAUGAUCAUCCAUCACCAGUGUGUGAUAAGUUUACUUGAGUUAAGGUGUAUUUAGUUAAUAUGUUACUUUAAAUCUGAAAAACUGUUUAUUCUUUAUAUACUUUCAUAUCCUAGCUAGGGCAAUGUUAUGAUAAAAAUAUGUGAAUCUGAGCAUUAUCAUUUUGUUUGAUGGUUUUCAGGUUAUCGGAUAUCUUAACUUGUUAGCUAAUUCAAUUGAUAAUUUUACACAUGGCCUUGCUGUGGCUGGGAGUUUUGUUGUCAGUACAAAGGUGAGUCACCCCUAAAUUCUAACUCGUGACUCAGAAAUUCAGUGACAAAUUUUUCAAAAUUUAUUCAUCAUUGCAUUGUUUUUGUUGUUUACUUGUUCAUAUUAUUGUUUUAUCAUUGUUACACAGCUUAGGACAUUCACUGCUUUAAGUUACUGAUUUUCUUUUCUGAUAAAUUUCUUAUUUUUUUAUGGCAGGUUGGAUUGUGUACAACAUGUGCAAUUCUUUUGCAUGAAGUACCACAUGAAGUAAGUACACUGGAUACUGAGAGCUUUUGAUCUGUAUGCAUGAACAUUGUUUGGAUCAUGAUAGAGCUAUACAUUGUAUUGCUAUGAUUAAGAUAGUAGUAAUUAAUAAUAAUAAUAAUAAUAGUAAUGAAUGUUAUGGUUACUAUAUUUUUAGCUUUUAGUUUUAUUUAUUUUCAAUACUUUAAGUUAUAAUAAUUGUAUCUAUCAUGUUAUAGUCACAGUGUAUUUCUGUAGAACACUUUAUCUAAAUGAAGUUUAAAAUGUGAUUUGUUUAUACAAGAUAAUUUGAUUUCAUCAACUGAGUAAAAUUGGCCACCAUUAAGAGUUUCUGAAUCAGAUGUUUCAAGCUUUAGCCUAUGAGUGAAGUCAACUCAGUUGACAAAACCAAGGUAUUAGGUAAUACCCUCCAUUGAUGCUAAACCAAAGUUGUUUCAGAAACUUACCCCCCUCUAUUAAUUUGUUAACAGGUUGGUGACUUUGCUAUCCUUUUAAAAUCUGGGUUCAGAAGAUGGGAUGCAGCAGUAGGACAAGUAAGCUAUGUGAACUUAAUUUAGAAAAUUUAUUUCGCUUGUUAACUUUACAUUUAAAACCUCAAGUUCUUAGAUGUCAUCUCAUGAUGAUGAUGUGAAAAACGUGGGGAACUUAAAUGUGCAGGGUGGAGACACUUGACAAAGCUACAUGUGGUCUCUAAAUUCUGUUUCAGAAGUGGUAACAAGCUACAUCAACAUUUGUUGACAGAAUUUAUUUAAUUUUUCAAAGUUUUUUGUUUUCUUUUUCCAUUUCUGCUAGAUGGUUACAGCAUCAGCUGGACUUGCUGGUUGUGUUUUUGGACUAAUAGCUGAUCAUGCAGGUUAGAUUGUUUGUUUGUUUGUUUGUUUGUUUGUUUGUUUCUUGCUAACUUACGUUAGUGAGAUCAUGAAAUUUUUACAAACUAAAACUGUCUGCUUAUAAUUACAUGUAGGUAAAUUUCCUUACCCUUCCUCAACAGUCCAGAAUAUGAAAAACUAUAGAAUAAUAAUUUUUAUUUACAUUUUUUUUUUUCCAUUAGGAGAUUCAACGGCCUGGGUUCUUCCCUUUACCUCAGGAGGCUUUAUCUAUAUUGCCUUGGUAACAAUUGUUCCAGAUCUUUUAAAGGAAACAAGACCAAAGUAAGUUCUUCAAGAAACAUUGUAAUCUGUAUCUCAAAUCUCCUAGGGUUUGUUUGGUUUUGUCAGGCUAUAUGACAUCUCUCUCCCUUCCCCACUGGGCUGAGAUAGGACUUGUUGUGUGACAAGAUCAAACAGUGGCUACUAAAGAGACUGAUAAGCAUGGCUGAUAACCAUGUAGAUUAAAAACGAAGUUAGGUAAUUUUUGAUGAGUUUGGAAGCCUCAGGAAAAUGUUAAAAAAUCUACACUCUGCUGUAAGUAGUAUGGGAAAGUUGUAACUUGCUUUCAAUUGAUUCAAACACCUGGGGGGGGGGGGGGGGGGGAAGUGAGCAGAUGUCAACCUGGGGUCUUCACCACAGCAUUUGACUUUUAAAUUAAGUGUGGGAGCAGGGAUGGUGCAGUGGUGAGAGUGCUUGCUUCCCACCACUGUGGCUUGGGUUGGUGUCACAUAUGGGUGGAGUUUGUUGUUGAUGUUCAUCCUUGCUCCAAGGGUUUUUCUUGGGAUUAUCUAGUUUUCCUCCUUUCGCAAAAACUAACAUUCCAAAUUCCAAUUUGACCUGGAAACAGUGGAUAGGAAGAGCUACCUUGUGGAAUGUUGCAAAAUUUCCAUUUAUUUGUCUUUUUGUGAUUGACUUUUUAACUGUUGUAAAGUAUUUAAGGAUGGUCAUCUAUCAUGAGAAUAAACUGUGCUGGACUAGUUUAUUUGUGAAGGUGUUCUGACCAUCAACCAAAAUGUACUUGACUGAAUAGCAGCCGACAAAUAUCUGGGGAAGAAUUCUUGUUAGCUUUUUAUCUUUUCGUUAUCAACUGAAACUAAAUUGAUCAGUCAUAGCAAAUAGAUGUUUUUGGUACCAUGUAAGGCAAGAUUUCUAAAUUCAAUGUGUUACUCACCAGUGUGUUGUAGGUUUAAAUCUAUUCCAUAUGAUUAUAACAUAUUUGCAGUUUAAUAAAUUAAUGUUAUUUUAUUGUUUUCAGGGAGUCAAUCAAACAGACUAUCAUGAUGAUUGCUGGAAUCUCUUGCAUGGGGCUUGUCUCACUGAUUCACUAAACUAAACUUUUCACCAACUGUAGGAAUUUUUUUACCAGUAGCACAUUCACACACAUGAAAAUGUUUGCGUUUAUAUGUGUAGGAUAGGACAAGUAAUUGAUAAUUGAGUUUAAAGGAAAAAAAAAAAAACUCCUUAAAAGUUAUUUUCGCUCAACUGUAAAAGCAAUGUUCACUCUCAAUUCUAGAAUUUGGAGACAUAAUGUACAGCAGUAAUAAAUGAAUAAAUAUAAUUAUUUUAAUGUAAUUACCUUUAUAUGUAACGUAAAAUUGCUAUUUAUUAACAAGACAAAGGCAAUGCUAGAGUUGCAGUAAGAAUUGAUAGUUAUGAAACAGAGCCUAAAAUAAAUGACUGUGCUUUUGUAGUUCAAAAAAAUUCCAAGCAACAGAAUUAGAACAGGGUAGUUGACAGUGUCUGAUGUGGUUUUAAAAUGAGUACUGGUUAGUAACAAAAUUUUGGCCUUUGUUAUAUUUAACCACAUACAUGUAAAAUGGUCGAACAUGAGACAAUAGUCCAACUGGAUUAUAUUAUCCAACCAGUUCAAUUGGUCAAAUGGAAUAUUAGUAGCACUUUGUAAUAGAUUUGAUUUGAAGUGCUCGUUAAACCUUCAGCGAUUUCUUUUAAAUUAGUAUAUGACCAGUAUGGGCCAGCUUGUGCUUUAUGGGAAAAUAUAACAAAAACCCUCAAGGCACAACAACUGGCAAUACACAGCUAAGCAUGGGGCCAUGCAUUAUGUGAAGAUGGGAAAAAAAUUUAAGAAGAAAGGGAAAGAGCAGUGGUCAUAAUUAUGCUAAAAUGCUUUUAAGUUGAGUCAAAGGGGAAAAUAUGUGGGUUUUAGUUAUCAGGUAUGGACCUCAAGCCAAAUUUUUUCCUGUUUUUUUGGGGUUUGGUUUAUUUUCCUGCCCUCCCAGUCUACCACUCUGUCACUAAGUACAGAGAGUUGAAUAUGAGAAAUUAGAAUUUAAAAAAUAGAGUAUUAGGGGUGUGCCUUUGCAAAUCCUUUGAUCAGGGUCUACUAGGAUUCUCAAGUCAAUGAAAUUUUUUAUUUUUUCUUUACAGUAAGGUAGUAAAUCUGAGAAAAAUGUGGCAACCUUAGUCAUGUAGGUUUACCACUGUUAUUUUCACUUAACUAAUUGUCAUGAUAUAUUUUCCACAGAACAUUGUUACUGAGAAUAUUUUGAAAAUCAUGGUAUAAUAGCAAUAUUUUUUGAAUAGAUUCUGUAUAAUCUGACAUAAGAUCUCAAUCAUUGGGGAAUUUAAUUUUUAAUUGUAGCAGAUAAAGUAACUCAUUAAGUUAAAAAAGAAGGAGUUCUAACUGUAUUUUGACAUAAGUUAUUGCACUUAAUUUUACAAAAUGUGAAUGAGAUAAAGAAGGGUAGCCACAAUCUGGGACAAAACAGUUGACACAUUGCUAUGAAGAGCCGGAUAUUUUGGAAUUGGAUACACAUUUCAUCCGUUUUACGGAACACUUUCUAACCCUCUCUCCCAUGUACUGGAUAGUGGUUCACUUUGUUUUUUGUGAAUAUACAAAAUUGAAUAAAUACAAUACAAUAUUGAAAGGGGAUGCUGGUACGAUGUAUUAAGUUACAGAUGAUUUCAGAUUUCAUUCCUCAAAUGUGGCUUGGAGAAUUUUUUGUCAACUGAAUUUGUCCUGGGUUGCAGGUAAUUUUGAAGGGAGUUGAAAAGUGUAGUGUGGGUUGUUUGAAAUGGAAACAACAUUUAAUUUAGCAAUUUGAGAAUAUUUUAAACAUAGACAAGGUGUGACCUGAGUUUUAAACCAAACGUAGUCAUGGCAGAUUAUCACGAUCUAUAAAAUAAAUUUUGGUAAUAGUGACAAAAUUAAAUGGAAAUAAUUAAUACUUUAUUGAUGUCUUGUUGAUAUUAAACAAGUCUUUGUGGAUGACUGAUUAGCCAUGAAUAUAUUUUUAAUACUCAUUCUGGAAUUUUAAUUGUAUAUAGUGAUACUUAGUGAGGAGUUUAUGUAAUUGUUUUAGAAUCUGUCAAAGAAAUGAAAUUGUGUUCAAAACAUUUUUUGUGAGUGAUAAUGAAAUAAUAGAAGACGAAGAUAAAACACAG
Molecule: messenger RNA, 9958 nt
Organism: Pocillopora meandrina
Lineage: Eukaryota; Metazoa; Cnidaria; Anthozoa; Scleractinia; Pocilloporidae
Source: the annotation of a GenBank genome assembly